AUGUAAAAUAAUAUUAGCAAUAAGCAAACAAACAAUAUAGAAGAAUCCGAAUUAGCAAAAUAAAUCAAAUAAAAUUUAUAAUAAAUCCAUUUAGAUGUACAAAAUUUAAAGAACAUAAAGUAAUUAUAAUAAUUUAGUAAUUCUUCAAUAAAUUCAAAAAAAUCAUCUUUUAGUGAUUUAACUUAAAAAAGUUAAAAAUUGAUAAAUUAAUAAACAAAUUCUAUUAAAAUUUAAAAUAAUAGUUUUUAAUCAUCUAUAUAUUAAUCGUAAAACCAAAUAUAAGAUUAAUAUAUUUAAUUUAAUAAUGAAAAAAGCUAAUCACCUAUAAUAAAUUAAUAAAAAAAUUAAUUAAGCAAUUUAUAAUCACAUUUGUAAUUUUCGAAAUAUCCUUUAUUAUUAAGAUAUCAAUAAAGUGAAUAAAAUUAGUAAAAAAGUAAAAAAUAAAGAGUUUAUUAAAAAACAAAAAAUAAAAAAACUAAUUUUAAAAAUAAAUAAAAAAAAUCUUUUUAUAAUCUUCAAAAUCUUGUAAAAAUAGGAAUUUCAAAAAAUGAAUAAUUCAAAAGCAUUUAAGAACAAAGAAAAUAAAAUAUUGAUAAUAGCACAAAUUAUAAGGAUAGUUAAAUUAUUAAUGAAAACUUUUCUCAAUUAUAUAUAGAACCUUUUCAUAUUUAAAAAUCACAUUUUUCAGUUUAAUUUAUAAUAGGAAAGGGUGGAUUUGGAAAAGUAUGGAAAGUAGAAUAAAGGAAAACCAGAAAAGUAUAUGCAAUGAAAGAAAUGUCUAAGUCUUUAAUAAUAAGUAAAAAAUCUGUAAAUUCAGUUCUAAAUGAAAGAGAAUUGCUAUGUAAAUUAAAACACCCUUUUAUUGUUAAUGUGCAUUAUUCAUUCUAAGACAGAGAUAAUCUUUAUUUAAUAAUGGAUUUUAUGGAAGGUGGAGAUCUUCGUUAUCAUAUAGGCAGAUAAAGAAAAUUUACAGAAGAAUAAACAAAAUUUUUUAUUACAAAUAUUUUUUUCGGAUUGGAAUAUUUGCAUAAAAAUAAUAUCAUACACAGGGAUAUAAAACCAGAAAAUCUAGUUCUAGACAGUUAAGGUUAUGUGAAAAUAACAGACUUUGGAGUUGCUAGAGUAUGGCAUCCUGAUAAUUAAAAAGACACAUCAGGGACGCCUGGAUAUAUGGCACCAGAAGUAAUGUGCAGGCAUCCUCAUACUUUUGCAGUAGACUAUUUUGCUUUGGGUAUUAUUGCAUUUGAGUUUAUGUUAGGAAGAAGACCUUACGUUGGAAGGACAAGAUAGGAGAUAAAAGACCAUAUUUUAGCAAAAAAAGUUAGAAUUAAAGAAUAUGAAGUGCCUUAAGGAUGGUCUAUAGAUGCAGCUGAUUUCAUAAAUAAGUUAAUUGAAAGAAAACCUGCUUUAAGAUUAGGAAUUAAUGGACCAGAUGAAGUUAAAAAUCAUCCUUGGCUUAAAAAUUAUCCUUGGAAAAAAGUAUAUUUGAAAUAACUAAUAUCUCCUUUUUAGCCUGUAAAAAAUUAGAAAAUUAUAAUUAUUUAUUUAGUAUUUUAUAUAUAGAAAUUUUAAGAUAACUUUGAUAUUAAAUAAAUUAUAUCUUAUGAAGAUGAAUUAUAAGAAUAAUAAUUAAUUUAAUAAAAUGCGAUUCUUUUGAAAAAAUAAGAAGUUUAAAGUUAUAUAUUUUAGCAUUUAUUUCUUCUUGUUUUAUUAUAUUUGUUUUUUAUAAAUAAAAUAUUUUUUUUAUUUUUUAUAGAUCUUUUUAAAGGAUAUAAUUUAGAUAACACAGUAUAAAAUAAUUAAGAAAAUUUAUAAUCAGACCUUUCUUAUCAAAAUAAAUAAAUAAAUGAAAAUUAUAAAUUAAACUUUUUAGAAACUUAUAAAUAAAAAAUAGCUAAAUUCGCAUGA
Molecule: messenger RNA, 1908 nt
Organism: Ichthyophthirius multifiliis
Lineage: Eukaryota; Ciliophora; Oligohymenophorea; Hymenostomatida
Product: protein kinase domain protein
Exons: 7
Biological process (GO): intracellular signal transduction; peptidyl-serine phosphorylation
Molecular function (GO): ATP binding; protein serine/threonine kinase activity
Source: RefSeq, a predicted model, not a curated record